AAUAACGAAAUGGUGGAACUGCAGAGGAUACGAAUGAAAGAUGAAAUUCGAGAGUACAAGUUUCGAGAGGCAAGACUCCUGCAGGACUACACUGAGCUUGAAGAAGAAAAUAUCACUUUGCAGAAACUGGUGUCCACACUGAAACAGAAUCAAGUUGAAUAUGAAGGCUUAAAGCAUGAGAUUAAACGAUUUGAGGAGGAGACAGUGUUGCUUAAUAGCCAGCUAGAAGAUGCCAUCCGGCUGAAGGAGAUUGCUGAGCAUCAGCUGGAGGAAGCCCUGGAAACUUUAAAAAAUGAAAGGGAGCAAAAGAACAAUCUGAGGAAAGAACUCUCCCAGUAUAUCAACCUCAAUGAUAGUAUGUAUAAUAACCAUAUUAAUAUAUCAGUAGAUGGAUUGAAGUUUGCAGAGGAUGGGGGUGAGCCCAACAAUGACGACAAAAUGAACGGACAUAUCCAUGGGCCUCUAGUGAAACUCAACGGUGACUAUCGAACUCCCACGGUUAGGAAAGGAGAAUCUCUGCACCCUGUUUCUGACCUCUUCAGUGAGCUCAACAUAUCAGAAAUACAGAAACUGAAGCAGCAACUCAUGCAGGUGGAGAGAGAGAAGGCCAUUCUCCUGGCCAACCUGCAGGAGUCUCAGACGCAGCUGGAACACACCAAGGGAGCCCUGACUGAGCAACACGAGCGAGUCCAUAGGCUCACGGAGCAUGUUAACGCCAUGAGAGGGCUGCAGAGCAACAAGGAGCUGAAAGCUGAGCUUGACUCUGAGAAGGGUCGAGACUCUGGCGAGGAGGCACAUGACUAUGAAGUGGAUAUCAAUGGCUUGGAGAUCCUAGAAUGUAAAUACAAAGUAGCUGUUACUGAGGUGAUAGACCUUAAAGCAGAAAUCAAAGCCUUAAAGGAGAAAUAUAAUAAGUACGUGGAAAACUACACUGAAGAGAAGGCCAAGUAUGAGAGCAGAAUCCAGACAUAUGAUGAGCAGGUGACAAGCCUGGAGAAGUCAACCAAGGAAAGCCAGGAAAAAAUGGUCCACAUGGAGAAGGAGUUGCAAAGGAUGACAAGCAUAGCAAAUGAAAACCAUAAUACCCUCAACACCGCCCAGGACGAGCUGGUGACAUUUAGCGAGGAGCUGGCUCAGCUCUAUCAUCACGUCUGCCUGUGCAACAAUGAGACACCAAACAGGGUCAUGUUGGACUAUUACAGAAGGGGGGUGGCAUCACCGGUAGAAGCCAGGACCCCGACCGAGCAGGUGACAAAAGAGGCCACAGAGCCAGGCAAGGAACAGAGCCCGACAAAAACACCUACCAUAUCUCCUGUCAUCACAGCCCCUCCUUCCUCCCCCGUCUCCGACACCAGUGACAUCCGCAAAGAGCCGAUGAACAUCUACAACCUCAAUGCCAUAAUAAGGGACCAAAUCAAGCACUUGCAGAAGGCUGUCGAUCGGUCACUGCAGUUGUCGCGCCAGCGUGCUGCAGCUCGGGAGCUGGCACCCAUGAUCGAUAAAGACAAGGAGGCCUUAAUGGAAGAGAUACUGAAACUGAAAUCACUCCUGAGCACGAAGCGGGAGCAGAUCGCAACCCUGAGAGCAGUGCUGAAAGCCAACAAGCAGACAGCUGAAGUGGCACUAGCCAAUUUGAAGAAUAAAUAUGAAAAUGAAAAAGCAAUGGUGACUGAAACUAUGACCAAGCUACGGAAUGAACUAAAGGCUUUGAAGGAAGAUGCAGCAACCUUCUCAUCCUUGAGAGCAAUGUUUGCAACAAGGUAAGAGGAAUGGUUUCACCAUCUGGCUCAGCACU
Messenger RNA from Apaloderma vittatum (bar-tailed trogon), 1795 nucleotides. RefSeq names its product bicaudal D homolog 1 (Drosophila) (gene BICD1). The annotation marks the transcript as partial. The record is from RefSeq and is a predicted model, not a curated record. Gene Ontology annotation, molecular function: cytoskeletal adaptor activity; dynein complex binding; dynactin binding. Gene Ontology annotation, cellular component: cytosol; Golgi apparatus. Lineage: Eukaryota; Metazoa; Chordata; Aves; Trogoniformes; Trogonidae. Gene Ontology annotation, biological process: positive regulation of receptor-mediated endocytosis; microtubule anchoring at microtubule organizing center; regulation of microtubule cytoskeleton organization. The transcript is spliced from 5 exons.